Molecule: messenger RNA, 3124 nt
Organism: Suncus etruscus (white-toothed pygmy shrew)
Lineage: Eukaryota; Metazoa; Chordata; Mammalia; Eulipotyphla; Soricidae
Product: kelch repeat and BTB domain-containing protein 6
Exons: 1
Coding region: 294-2306 (670 amino acids)
Molecular function (GO): protein binding
Source: RefSeq, a predicted model, not a curated record
GCAGCAGCAGCAGCAGCAUCUUGUCUUGGCUCUUGCCAGCAGUUCCAAGUGAAGACGACGAGCCGAGGCGCAGAACUGGCAAAGGGGUGAGUCAGUCCGUCGGUCAGCGUGCUUGAGGGAGGUGGCUUCAGCGAGCCGGGUUCAAUUAAAUAAAUGGACACGUGCUGCAGUAGUCUCUCAGCAGAGACUCCAAGCUCUGAGGGCCAGCAAGCGGCGCCUGAGGAGGAGGCAGAGCCCGGUUCUUUGCACCUAUUUGCAGCGUCCUCAGUGCUGGGCCACCAUCUCUCUCCACCAUGCAAUCCCGGGAUGAAGCUCCACGCUCUCGCCGCCUCGCCAGUCCCCGGAGCGGCAAGCGGCCCAAGAGGAUCCACAAGCCCACCGUGGCGGCGUUCUUCACCGGCCCCGAGGAGCUCAAGGACUCGGCGCACUCGGCCGCGCUGCUGGCGCAGCUCAAGGCCUUCUACGACGCGCGGCUGCUGUGCGACGUGACCAUCGAGGUGGUGACGCCCGGCAGCGGGCCCGGCACCGGCCGCCUCUUCCCCUGCAACCGCAACGUGCUGGCGGCCGCCUGCCCCUACUUCAAGAGCAUGUUCACGGGCGGCAUGUUCGAGAGCCAGCAGACCAGCAUCACCAUGCACGACGUGGACGCCGAGUCCUUCGAGGUGCUGGUGGACUACUGCUACACGGGGCGCGUGGCCCUGAGCGAGGCCAACGUGGAGCGGCUUUAUGCAGCCUCCGACAUGCUGCAGCUCGAGUACGUGCGCGAAGCCUGCGCCUCCUUCCUGGCCCGGCGCCUCGACCUGUCCAACUGCACCGCCAUCCUCAAGUUUGCUGAUGCUUUUGGUCAUCGCAAGCUGCGCUCGCAAGCCCAGGCCUUCAUUGCACACAAUUUCAAGCAGCUCAGUCAGAUGGGAUCGAUCCGGGAGGAGAGCCUGGCUGAUCUGACCCUGGCCCAGAUGCUCACCAUCCUGCGCCUGGAUAGCCUCAACAUAGAGCAUGAGCAAACAGUGUGUCAUGUGGCGGUGCAGUGGUUAGAGGCCGCCCCGAAGGAACGUGGGCCCAAUGCUGCAGAAAUCUUUAAGUGCAUCCGCUGGGCUCACUUCACUGACCAAGAUCAGGAUUAUCUGGAAGGACUGUUGACCAAUAAUACUGUGAAGAAGUACUGCUCAGAGCUCAUUGAAGGCGCCCUGCAGAUGCGCUAUGGGGACAUGUUAUACAAGGCUGUGGUGCCCAAGCCUGAGACCAGCAGCAGCAGCUCUCUUGUAUCUGCUGUGGAAAACUCAUCCCAGAGACUGGGGGUGUGUGCCAAGAAGAUGGUGAUCUUCUUUGGGCACCCUAGAGAUCCCUUUCUGUGCUGUGACCCAUAUACUGGGGACAUGUACAAAGUGCCCUCACCUGUGACCUGCCUUGCUCACACUAGGUCUGUGACUACUUUAGCAGUCUGUGUAUCUCCAGACCAUGACAUCUAUCUUGCAGCUCAGCCCAGGAAGGAUCUGUGGGUAUAUAAGCCAGCCCAGAACAGUUGGCAACAGUUGGCUGACCGCUUGCUCUGCCGCGAAGGCAUGGAUGUGGCCUACCUCAAUGGCUACAUUUACAUUUUGGGUGGACGAGACCCCAUUACUGGAGUUAAGCUGAAGGAAGUGGAAUGCUACAAUGUUCAGAGGAAUCAGUGGGCUCUAGUGGCACCGCUACCCCACUCUUUCAUAUCCUUUGAUCUAAUGGUAAUUCAGAACUAUCUCUAUGCUCUCAAUAGUAAGCGCAUGUUUUGCUAUGAUCCUAGCCAUAAUAUAUGGCUAAAGUGUGUGUCUCUUAAGCGGAAUGACUUUCAAGAAGCCUGUGUCUUCAAUGAUGAGAUCUACUGUAUCUGUGACAUCCCUGUCAUGAAAGUGUACAAUCCAGUCAGGGGAGAAUGGAGGCAGAUGAAUAACAUUCCCCUGGUGUCGGAGACCAACAACUACCGAAUCAUCAAUCAUGGUCAGAAAUUAUUGCUGAUCACCUCACGUACUCCACAGUGGAAGAAAAACCGUGUGACUGUAUAUGAAUAUGACAUCGGGGCAGACCAGUGGAUUAAUAUAGGUACCACAUUAGGUCUCUUCCAGUUUGAUUCCAACUUUUUUUGUCUUUCAGCUCGUGUUUAUCCUUCCUGCCUGGAAUCUGGUCACAGUUUCCUCACUGAGGAAGAAGAGGUGCCAAGUGAAUCCAGUACUGAAUGGGACUUAGGUGGAUUCAGUGAGCUGGAUUCUGAGUCAGGAAGCUCCAGUUCUUUAUCUGAUGAUGAUUUAUGGGUACAGGUAGCGCCUCAGUGAAAUGCACAGGAUAGGCAGUUUUUUUAAAUAGAUAGUUUGAAACCUAAUGUGGUUUUCUGCUUUGGAAUGUAUUUUAGAUACCCUUUCUGUUUUCUGAAGAAAAAAACUAACGACUGGUUUCAGUAUUUGUUUAGAAGGGGUAUGUUUGUAGUACUAAUGUCACUUAAUGAUACAGAAUUUUAAAACAUUCAAUUUCACUUAUUUAAUUAACUUAAUGUUAUACAAUGCCAGUAUUGGUUUAUUUAGUAUAUUUAUAUUUCAUAUGCUCUUACAUUUUUAUUAUUAAAUCUUACAUUCUGUUUAGUGCCACAAGUGCUGUAACUUGAAUUUUAGUUUUUAUAAUAGAAAAUUUAUCAGAUAGAAAUUAUUAGAUAGAGUUUUGAGAGUUUAUCUUUUCCUUCAGUGUAGUGUGAUAGAUGUCAACACUAAAUUAACAUUGACACUAUUUUAAAUGUGUUACAAUUAAAAUUUAGUUUGCUAAGUUUUAGCUUAGUUUGCUCUUUAUGUGAAGAAUGAUACUUAUACAUUUAAUGUGAUUGACUAGUGAUUUCAUUUGCAGUUAUGGACAAAAUAGCUGUAAACUCACUGAAGUAAAAGCAAAAAAAUCAUGAUACUCUUAUUUGAAGGAACUUUCAGUUUUAAUUACAAUAUAAAAUGUGUAUUUACCAAAAGUGACCAAUUUUUCAUCUAACAAAGUUUCAUUCUAGUGAUAUCAUCAAUUGCCUAAAAAAAAACAUAAAAUUUUAACUUGCUUUGUAGUUCAUAUUUUUUUUAAAAAAAAUCUAUACUUGACACAUGCUUCAUUGAAUCAAAGGAAA